This is a messenger RNA of Nylanderia fulva, 5314 nucleotides long. It is a transcript of the gene repo, whose product is annotated as homeobox domain-containing protein reversed polarity. The record is from RefSeq and is a predicted model, not a curated record. Gene Ontology annotation, biological process: regulation of transcription by RNA polymerase II. Gene Ontology annotation, molecular function: DNA-binding transcription factor activity, RNA polymerase II-specific; RNA polymerase II transcription regulatory region sequence-specific DNA binding. NCBI's taxonomy places the organism in Eukaryota, Metazoa, Arthropoda, Insecta, Hymenoptera, Formicidae.
GUGCCUUGGCUCAGUGCCACGGCAACUGUCGAAGUCAACAGACAUGGAUCUCUUCUUCGAAGGUACAUCGCGUAUCGAUCGAUUUCGUUCGGUGUUAACGUGCGGUGCCUCUUGUUUGCGACGACUUCGAUCUUCUUUCCUUCAUUGGAUUACGUCUGUUAGAGAGAAGAAGAGAGAAGAGUCGUCUGUUGUUGUGUGCAAACGCAAAUUGUGUGCGAGACUUUUGAGUCUGUUGGAUAUCAAAAUUAAAUAAAGAAAAAAUGAAGAGAGAAUGAGAAGCAAAGAGAUGAACAUGGAAGACUAGGAUAUUUUCUUUAUUUCAAUAAUAGGUUAUAUUCAAUCUCGGGAGAUUUGCACAUUCUUGGUAUCAUUGUGUUAUAUCUGAAAAUUUUGUAACGCUUAGAAAAAUGUACGCAACAAGGAAGAAAAGCAAAAAGGAUUAUUACAAUGAGUUAAAGAGUGAGAAAUAAACUCGUCGAUUCCUACACAGAAAGAUUCCUGACUUCUCUUCAUUCUUCUAUUCUCACGAGCCUGUUGGUUAACCCUAUAUGUUCGCACCCCCAAUAUGGAAAGAAGGGGGGAUGAUACACACAUCCACCCCAGUCAUUUGCACCAGCGCCUUUUUUUGCGCGCAGGUCGAAGAGGGGGCCAUCGCGCUUGCGGGGGCCCAUGGUGGCAGAGGGAGUCGGGGGAGGACGGAGGGGAGCCGAGAGAACGAUGGCGGUGGACCGCAAGGGUCAGCAUCAUCGCGCCAGCACGAAGACAGGAUUGGUCGGGCCCCGGGUGUGGGGGCGACCUGGGCCGGCGUGCCUCGGAAAAUAUAAGCCUGUGUGAGUGGUGGCUGAUUAGCCAGAGGCUCAGAGAGGACGGAGAGUAGCGGCGAGAGUGUUCCGAGGCACAGAGAGAAGAGAGGACGGACGAUUUCUCUUCUCUCGUAUAUCGGGGAAGAUAUACGCGGUGGCGUCGCCGUGUGUUCGGUUCCAAUCCAGUCUUCCAAGGUCUUCCGCCUCGUAUAUAAUAAUCGGCCGGCGCGUCCGCGCGGAGCGAGUUAACGCCGCUUAAAACUAAUCAAAAUUAAUCAUAACCCGGGCAACAAUUGAUCGCAAUUGCCGCGUGCAGGUCGCGCUCCAUUACGAGCAAUCGGCUGCAACGUUGUGUGCUUCCUUCUUUUUUUUCCUUCCAUUGGCAGAGGAAGCGGGAAGAGAUCAUGAAAGAUCAUCUCCUCGCGAGAUGAUGAGCGCGAUCGAUACCGAGGUGUGAAUACCGAUCCUCUCUCAUCCGCGACAUCUCUGUUCUUCGGAUUUUUAUUUCAUCAACUCGAUCGGAACAUCCCUAACACCGAUUAUUAAAAAAAAUACUUUACGUGAAGAGUCGAGAGAUUUUUCAAGAUGGACGGCGCUCCUUCCUGGGACGAUCCGAUCUUUUCGGAUUUUGGGACGCGCGGCGGUACUUCCGGAGCCCACAGCAUCCAGGUGAUGCUGAGCUUGCACGGCAGCCAUCACGGAAGUGGUGACCUGUUGCCGACUGGCGGCGGCCAACUUCACAAGCUGGAUUCAUCGAACAGCCCGUCGCCGCAUCAUCAAGCCGCGUCGCAGCAUCAGCAUCACCUGCAGCAACAGCAAAAGGAGCUUAAGGAACUCGAGCUGUCCAAUAUGUACGCGUCUUUACCGCCGCAGACCCAGGACGUCACAACUUCAACGUCCACCAGUGUAACGCCGACUUCGACGAGUCUGCAACAAGGUUUGCAACUCGGGAACGCGCUCAAGAGGAAGCCGGAUGAUCCCAUCAAUGCGCUCGCGCCAGUUAGCAGCGAAACACAGCCAACCAAAAAAGAUUCGAAGAAGAAGACUGACAAUAAUAACAUCAAAAAGAAAAAGACGAGGACGACUUUCACGGCUUAUCAACUUGAAGAGCUCGAAAGAGCGUUCGAGAGGGCACCUUAUCCAGACGUCUUUGCGCGCGACGAACUCGCGUUGAAGCUCGCGCUUUCUGAAACCCGAGUUCAGGUGUGGUUCCAAAAUCGUCGUGCAAAGUGGCGAAAGAAGGAACCGCCGCGCAAGACUGCCGGUUACAUGGCCGCGAGUUCUGCCAGUCCCGGAUUAUCAGGCUCCUUCACGUCACUUAACAACACUCUAAAUCCAUUCGCAUCCCCAACGACGGCGACGGCGCCGCCGGACGCGUGGGCCUACUCGCCAGCGGCGUACGAUUUAGCACCCCAUUUGAAUCUACUGAGCCCGUCUAACUCGCCGUACUCAACCGCGGCGGCAGCGGCGGCGGCUGCGGGCUUCGGAAACAACGGCAACGUCUCGUACUCGUCGUACACGAGCAUGCUACCGACGCAGCAUGAUGCUUCAUUGUUCUCCACCCCGGCCGCGGCCGGCAACACCAUGCGCGUCCACCAGGACUACAUGAACCCCGGUGGUGGCAACAGUCCGCCACCGCCGCCCGGUCCUCUAACUCGUGCCGACUACCAGACCAUGGUGACGGCGACGCACUCGCCGCCCACACACUUGGGUAGCUCCAUGUCCGAGGACGAGCACGGCGGCUGCCUCGCGGAUAAGUACGCCCACGAGCAAACGGCGGCCGAUUACGGCCAACAGCAGCAACAGCCGCCGCAGCCAGAUCAGAAGCAGGACUACGGCAUGCACUCGCCGCAGACGCGCCAGACUAUAAAGGACGGCCAGGUUUUGGUCAAAAGCGAGCCCGGCAAUCAGCAGAGCUACGUGCAGCUGCCUCCUUUUCUGAACUGACUCGCGGCCUCCUCCGCUCUAGAUCUCUUCUAGACGGCUUUCGCGAUCUGCACGUGUUUCGCGGCGAGCGCGAGGAAUAUUAGAUCCUGGAUGGUAUACGGGAAGCUUCACUAGCAAGAAAAGAAGUUCCUGUUAGAAUACCCUGAUAGCAUGUACAUCCGCACGGGUGAUACCCAAUUAAACACAUUGUUUGUUGGUCAAUUGAAUAUAGGACCUUCUGAUUGAUCAUUUAUGCUAUAGUCACUUUAGACACCAUCGAUAUGAGUGGUUGUAUCUAAUUUAUUAUAUCUAAAUGGGUCUUUGUCUAUCCAUAGAUGUUGACCAGUAUUUUAACCGGUGCUAACACACUUGAUCAAUCGGAAAAUUUGGGGAGACUAAUCAGAAUCUAAUCAGAGGGUGUUCAACUGAUCAAUUAGCAAUGUAAGGGCUUGAGCAGAAUACCUCACUUAUAACUUUAAGACAAUGUUUCAUGUUUUAAUCUUUAUCUUGUAGUAACGCACAAUACUGUCUUUUGUCUCAAAUCUUAUAAGUCUACCAUUUUGCUCAGGUCCUAUAAGUUAUCGUAGCUUUUCAGAAGGAAACGUACACAUAAUUGGUUAUCAAAUAGACAAAAUAUCCCGCACUAAUUUCAUGUAAAAUGGAUUUCAGUUAAAUCAGCUGGUUUUUGUAUGUUGUAGCUUAUGACCUACUGAACAAAAGAUGUAAUAGCUUUAAAGCUAAAUAAUGGGCAGUUACUGAACUACAGUCAGUUAAACUAUUCGCAGAAUCUGAGUUUUCGUGUUUAAUAGACUGUAAAUAAGUGACUGUUUAUUAUUUAGCUUUGAGUCUAUAUUUUUUGUUCAGCAGGUCAUAAAAACUAUAAUAUAUGAGAAAACCAUUAGAUUUUGCUAAGAUUCAAUUUUAUGUAGGAUUAAUAUAGAAUUUUUGAAUUUAUAUGAAAUCCGAGAUGAAAUUGAGUUUCAAAUAAAAUAAUAAUUGAAUAAAAUCAGCUAAUUUUCUUAUAUAUUGUAGCUUAUAAUCUACUAAACAAAAAUGUAAUAGGCUGAAUAAUCAAUAGUUACUGAUAUUUUUUGUUCAGCAGCCAUCAUAAAUUACAAUAUAUGAGAAAUCAGCUGAUUUUACCGAAAUCCAUUUCACAUAAGAUUAGCGCGGAGUAUUUUUCGGGAUUUUAAAAAAUAACCAAUUGCAUUGUGUCUACUUAGAUUUUCUUACUGAAAAGCUUUCAUGAUCGAUUAUACUUGUACUUUUGAUUUAGAUAACUUUUCAAGAAGAAACACAUAAACACAAUGCCACAGCUGGUUAUCAAACAGAACAAUUUAAAAAUUUUUUAUACAAAGCCAAUUGCGUUUAUCUGUUCUCUUGCUAGAAAGUUCUCUUUAUUUAAAUCGUAGUACUUUUUGAAUUGAACUUUCGAAAAUAUAAAAGAUCGUGUUAGGCGAAGCGUUGAAAAUAAUAUUUAAAUAAAAAAGCGUUCGUUAAGUCGAUAUUGCAACAUUCCAAGUAACAAACUAACGUUUAUCAAAAUAACGUCAUUUUGACAUCAAAUGACGUUAUUAAACGUCAGAAUGAAAUCAAUGACGUUUAAUAAUGAUGUCAAUGACAUUUUAUGACGUCAGUUUGUUACUUGAGAUGUAUAAUCCAGGUAGCAGUAAAUAGUCAUUUUGACGUCAUUAGACAUCAAAAUGAUGUUAUUAGACGUCAGUUUGCCACCUGGAAUAUUUCGAUGGAAAUAUCAUCAUGACAUAUAAUCCAGGAUCAUCGCUCGCGUUAAAAACACGCGCGACAUUUUUGUACUUGUUUUGCUUGUGAGUGAUCGCGAGAAAUUGCGUCGCGUCGCUUUACGCGUAAAAAUAGUAGUCGAUCAAACACAUAUUAAACGUAAGAAAAGAAGAAUAUAAAGUAUCAUCCUAGGAUAUGUGUAAAAUAUUGUUCUUAUUUAACGGAAGGAGGAAUUUAUGAAAAUUAUAUACUUUAUUUUCAUAUUGCUCUCUCACUAAUUUCUCGUUCUAAUUCGCGCAAAUUCGAAACUAACUACCUGAAAAUUGGAACUGUGAAAUAGGAUGAAUUCAUUUCGAACGCGCGUGGUGAUUAUUUACAUAUAAAAAAAUAGAAUAAUAAAAAAUAUAAUUAAGAUAGAGAAAGCCUUUUAAGAUAGAAAGAAGCCUUUGAGCGACAUCUCGCGGCGAUUAUCAACAUUUAUAAUUUAAUCAUCCGUUUCUCUCGAUCGUCGAUAAAAAAUAUAUUGAGAAUAUAUAAUCUUACUAUAGAAUGAUUAUUCUCUCUUUCAGAAAAAAUAUUUUUCUGAAUCUGUUUCUUCGACUAACGAGAGAAAAAUAAACCAAAAACGUAUUAUUAGACUUGUAAUAUUAUUAAUUCAACAUGCGAUAUUUUCUGUACCUUGAAUAACCUAUGCCUUAUGCAGUGCCUUUGUAUUAGAAAAAAGUGGAUCUUAAUCGAAAUAAUCUCGCUUUGUAUCUUGCAAUACUCAAUUUCUAUGUAAAACUGAUUUGUAAUAAAUCAAGAGUGAUAUUGAAAUAUCAUUCGUGUGAAAAAAAUUUCUAAUC